AGCUAUAAAUGGCCGAGAGGGGUGUUUGAGGACUGAUGUAGCUCAGUGUCGUGUCGUUAGGACAGAGACAGGAGAAUGAUCAGACCUACAGCUACAACAUUCAGCUUAGUGCUACUGCUGUACUGCUCUCUGUCUCACAGUCUCACACAGUUCAACACUGUGACUGGAAGGAUACCUGAUGACCAACAGGAGACGACUUCCUGGAGGUUCAGGAACCUAACAUCUGUUCCUGAGGGGCUGGACGUGAGGCUGAGGGAGCUGGAUCUGUCCAACAACGUUAUAAGACAUAUAAACAGCCAGAGUCUGGCUCUUCCAUCCCUACUGAGACUGGACCUCCGCUACAACCAGCUAGAGAUCAUAUCUGAAGGGGCUUUCAGAGAUGUGGCCCAGCUUCAAGAGCUGAACUUGGCCAGGAAUGCAUUGAGCCACAAUGUGGACAGUACCAGCCGAGCUCUUGGGUCUCUCCACAGACUGAGGAGGUUGGAUCUCUCUCUGAACGGUCUGGAUGAUGACGCGGCGGGACUUUACCUUCGUGACAAAUCAAUUCUAGAACGCCUAGAUCUCACGGGCAACGGUUUGACUCGACUCACGCCCAAGCUGUUUGCAGAGAGCCUGAGCGUGAGAAGCAUUCGCAUCGAGAACAAUCUGAUCACGGCAAUAGAGGAGGGAACGUUUGAACCGUUGAAGAAACUCAAGAUCUUAAAUUUAGCCAGAAAUAAUCUAGUCUACAUCUGUGAUUUUAAACUCCAUCAGGUGAAACUCUUGAAUCUUAGCAGGAAUUCCAUAGAGUUCUUUGUCACCCGUGAAGACGGUCACCCAUACGAGCUGGAGAUCUUAGAUCUGAGCUUCAACAACCUCCUCUAUUUCCCCAUGGUCCCCAAGACCAACCGGUUGAGAUACCUCCACCUACAGAGCAACAUGGUGGGGACCUUAGAGACAGACACCUUAAUAUCAGAGGCAGACUCUCUGUACAGAGAACUAACAAGUGAAGAUGAGGUAAAUGAUGCUGUAGACAACAACAACAUAUACUCUAACUGGAAACUGAUGCCGUUAGUUUACAUGGACCUCAGUAGUAACCACUUCAGGUCUCUACCUGUGGAGACUCUGAGCCAUCUGACGUCUUUGGUGACGCUGAACCUCAGCAAGAACUGUCUACAGGACAUCAGCGGCAACGGCCAUGUUGGAGGCUACCACCAACCUUCCUUGACCUUUCCGUCUCUACGCUACUUCGACCUGCAGAACAACGGUCUUCGACAACUCUCCACCUUCUUCCUGGAAGCCCUACCAAACAUAGAGACAUUAAACCUGAAGGAGAACUCUGUGAGGCCUUGUGAUCCAAAGGACCAACUGGGACCAUCUGAGACAACGAGAGUUAGUCUUAAUAGUAUGUCCCCUUGUGUUUCCUUCUGGAAUAUCAAAACUCUGAGAAGUCUAGAUCUCCAAGACAACGGGAUCAAAACACUCCAUCAGAACACAUUUAAAGGAACCCCUUUGGUUUCUCUCAACCUGGCCAGUAAUGUAGAUAUAAUCUUUGAUAUUGGCGCUCUAGAAGGGUUGCAGAGUAGUCUCCAGUCUCUGAGUAUCAGUGGGAACAGCAUGACAACCUCUGCCUUGUCUCUGCCUUGUCUGAAAGCAUUGAGACGACUCAACAUGUCCAACAACAGUGUAGACGUCCUCCCGGGCAUCAUCAGCUGUUCUCCUUUGACGGAGCUUGACCUGAGAAAUAACGGGCUAACGUCUAUGAAUGAAUCUGUGGUUGAUCGUUUGUCUCUAUAUCUUGAUGUGUUGUAUGUCAGUGGCAACUCUUUCAACUGCUGUGACACCAACUGGCUAAAAGCCCUAAACAAAGAGAAAGUGAAUAUUCCAGACCUUCACCAUGCUGUGUGCCUCAGUGUCAAUGGUACUCUGUUGACUGGCCUUCUGCGUAACCAUUCACUGCACUGUUCAUUGGAACUUAGCCCAAAGAUAACAGAACCAAACCUUGGGCAAAUAAUGAUAAUACUUUUGUUUGUGUCAACAGUAUUGAUAACAUUAGUUGUAUUUGUGAAGAAGGUUUGUUGCAACACGGGGUCAUUAAUUGUGUAAUGAUUGUGCAUGUAAAACCAAGAGCUGUGUUCCAAUACCCAUACUAACAUACUGUAUACUACAUACUUAAUGUGUAUAUACUACAUAUUAUUAGUUCAUGUUAGUAUACUGUAUAC
Molecule: messenger RNA, 2201 nt
Organism: Oncorhynchus mykiss (rainbow trout)
Lineage: Eukaryota; Metazoa; Chordata; Actinopteri; Salmoniformes; Salmonidae
Product: transforming growth factor beta activator LRRC33-like
Cellular component (GO): extracellular matrix
Molecular function (GO): protein binding
Source: RefSeq, a predicted model, not a curated record